UCUCCUGGACACAACCAAAAUAUCAGGAGACUGGGGCUGGCUCACAUAUCCUUCACAUGGGUGGGAUGCAAUCAACGAAAUGGACGAGUAUUUCAGCCCCAUCCACACGUACCAGGUGUGCAACGUUAUGAGCCCCAGCCAGAACAACUGGCUCCGGACCAACUGGAUCCAGCGAGACGGAGCCCGGCGGAUCUACAUCGAGAUGAAAUUCACGCUGCGAGACUGCAACAGCAUGCCAGGCGUGCUCGGUACCUGCAAGGAGACCUUUAACCUCUACUACUACGAGGCCAACCGCGACGUUGGCACCAGCAUCUGGGAGAGUCAGUUUUCCAAGAUCGACACCAUCGCGGCCGACGAGAGUUUCACUAACGUGGACCUGGGUGUGAGGAGACUCAAGCUUAACACUGAGAUCCGCGGCGUCGGGCCGCUCAGCAAACGCGGCUUCUACUUGGCCUUCCAGGAUAUAGGAGCCUGCAUCGCUAUCGUGUCCGUCCGAGUGUAUUACAAACGCUGCACGGGAAUGGCUCGCAACCUGGCCGUCUUCACGGACGUGGUCACGGGGGCUGAUUCGUCGUCUCUGGUGGAGGUCAGAGGUCAGUGUGUGGACCACGCAGAGGAGAGAGACACUCCUAAGAUGUACUGCAGCUCUGAGGGCGAGUGGCUCGUUCCUAUUGGACGAUGUGUGUGCAGUGCCGGCUUUGAGGAGCACAGAGACAACUGCAUUGCAUGUGAGGUGGGCUUCUACAAGCCAGUGGCAGGAGAUCAGCUCUGUGGGAAAUGUCCCCUCCACAGUCACUCUGAGACGCGAGCAGCUCUAACCUGCCCCUGUGAUGCCAACUUCUAUCGUUCCUCUACAGAUCCACCUGCUUCUCCCUGCACAAGACCUCCGUCAGCUCCAGUAAACAUAAUCUCAUCUGUGAACGGCACCUCGGUCAGUCUGGAGUGGGGUUCACCUUUGGACACAGGAGGACGCAGUGAUGUCAUCUAUGACGUCCUUUGCCGGAAGUGCGACAAAGAUGGGACACAGUGUGAGGACUGUCGGGUGGGUGCCAGAGGGGGUAACGGGGUGGGGAAUGGCAAUGGAGGAGCUGCAGACACCAAUGGAGCUGUUAGUGGGACAGUUGGAGGAGGAGGACCUGGGGUGAAUGGGGUCAUGGUGGCCCGGACAGGAGCAGCCCUGGUGCGCUUUAUCCCUCAGCAGAUGGGACUUACAGAAGCAUGGGUGACGGUGCUGAAUCUCGCCGCUCACAGUAACUACACCUUCCGUAUUGUUGCUCUAAAUGGAGUCACGCACUUGAGCAACGAGCCCCCACAGUCUGUGACGGUCAAUAUCACCACAAACCAGGCAGCUCCGUCUCAAGUGAUGGCCAUCCGACAAGAAAACGCCAGUCAGAACAGCGUCACUCUUUUCUGGCACGAACCAGCGCAGCCCAAUGGAGUCAUAUUAGAAUAUGACAUUAAAUAUUAUGAAAAGCCGUUUUCACAGGACAACGAGCAGCAAAGUUAUGCUACACUGAAGUCAAAGAACACCAGCGCUAAAGUUUCAGGUCUGAAGCCCGGCACGAGCUACAUCUUCCAGAUUCGGGCCAGAACCUCGGCUGGCUGUGGGCGAUUCAGCCAGUCAGUGGAGAUACAGACCGGCAAAGCAACUCCCCUGCGAAAUACCAACAUGACGAUUAUCUGGAUCUGCAUGGCUUCGGUAACGGGACUGGUGACAUUUCUGGCCGUUGUCAUCUGCAGAAAACGGCAAGAGGAACGUUGUGGGUACAGCAAAGCUUUCCAGGACUCAGACGAGGAGAAAAUGCACUACCAAAAUGGCCACGUAUCAUUUCCAGAAGCCAGAUUUUAUAUUGAUCCCCACACAUAUGAGGACCCCUGCCAGGCUGUCCAUGAGUUUGCCAGAGAAAUUGAAGCGUCCAGGAUCAAAAUAGAGAAAAUCAUCGGUUCAGGAGAGUUUGGGGAAGUGUGUUAUGGGCGGAUGAAGCUGCCGGGGAAACGUGAUAUCCCGGUGGCUCUGAAGACUCUCAAAGCCGGCUACACAGAGAAACAGAGGAGAGAUUUCCUGGGCGAGGCCAGCAUCAUGGCACAGUUCGAUCACCCCAACGUCAUCCACCUGGAGGGGGUUGUUACCCGCAGCAAACCGGUAAUGAUCAUCACAGAGUACAUGGAGAACGGCUCCUUGGACUCUUUCCUGAGGAGACAUGAUGGUCAGUUCACCAUUAUUCAGCUGGUCGGGAUUCUGCGUGGCAUAGCUGCUGGCAUGACUUACUUGGCUGAUCUGGGGUACGUCCACCGGGACUUGGCUGCCAGGAAUGUUCUGGUCAACAGUAAUCUGGUGUGCAAGAUUUCAGACUUCGGUCUGUCACGCGUGCUGGAGGACGACCCUGAUGCAGCCUACACCACCAGUGGAGGAAAGAUCCCGAUCCGCUGGACGGCGCCGGAGGCUAUUGCCUAUCGGAAGUUCUCCUCCUCCAGUGACGUAUGGAGUUAUGGAGUGGUGAUGUGGGAAGUGAUGUCAUACGGAGAACGGCCAUAUUGGAACUUGACCAACAGAGAUGUGAUCAAGUCCGUAGAGGAGGGCUACCGACUCCCUGCCCCCAUGGGCUGCCCCGGUGCGCUCCACACCCUAAUGCUGGACUGCUGGCAGAAAGACCGCAAUGAAAGGCCCAAAUUCUGCCAGAUCGGAUGGGCCGUUAUAAGGACCACUUUGCCGCAGGAGGGUAUCUGA
Messenger RNA from Sinocyclocheilus rhinocerous, 2728 nucleotides. RefSeq names its product ephrin type-A receptor 8-like. Gene Ontology annotation, cellular component: plasma membrane; dendrite. Lineage: Eukaryota; Metazoa; Chordata; Actinopteri; Cypriniformes; Cyprinidae. Gene Ontology annotation, biological process: axon guidance; ephrin receptor signaling pathway; protein phosphorylation. The transcript is spliced from 14 exons. The record is from RefSeq and is a predicted model, not a curated record. Gene Ontology annotation, molecular function: transmembrane-ephrin receptor activity; ATP binding; protein binding. Bases 80 to 2728 code for a protein of 882 amino acids.